CACACACACACACACACAGAGAGAGACAGACGAGCCUACAGUCAGUCGAAGUCAUUGCGCGAUGGAAGACACCUUCAUUUUAUCAAUGACACGGGUAGGACGACGAGCUAAGAACCGUAUUCCCAUAUGAGCUGUUAUAAUGACAGCGGAGUAAUCAAACAGACGAGAGAAGCUGUCAAACUGUCGGAGAACAAGCGAAGAAAAACGCCAAAGGUUUUCUCCAUUGUGUCACUCAAGAGGAUGUUGGUCUUCACGUUCUGCCUGUUGUUUUGCUCCUCCACUGACGCUCUGGAGUUUCGUUAUCACAACACCGUCCAAAUGGAGCAGUACCUGAAAGACAUCAACAGGACGUAUUCCCACAUCACACACCUCCACAGCAUCGGCCAGUCCGUUGAAGGAAGAGAGCUGUGGGUCUUAAUACUGGGUCAACAUCCUAGAGAACACAGAACGGGCAUCCCAGAAUUUAAAUAUGUGGGCAACAUCCACGGAAACGAGGUUGUAGGACGCGUGUUACUGCUUCAGCUUGUGAAUUAUCUGGCAAGUCGUUACCUGAGCGAUCCCCUGGUGACUCGUUUGCUGAACAGCAGUCGCGUGCACAUCCUGCCCUCCAUGAACCCGGACGGCUUCGAGUCCUCCAAACCAGACUGCAUUUAUACAGUAGGCCGGUACAAUAAGAACGGAGUGGACCUGAACCGCAAUUUUCCUGACGCUUUUGAAGCGAGUAACGAGCAGAAGAGAGAGUCUGAGGUCCGAGCGGUGAUGGAGUGGCUGAAGAGCGAGACGUUUGUGCUGUCCGCUAAUCUGCAUGGAGGAGCACUGGUGGCCAGCUAUCCGUACGACAACAGCAACGGAGGCGACGAGCAGCAGGGCUACAGGAGCGUGAGCCCCGACGAAGAUGUGUUUGUCCACCUGGCGAAGACGUACUCGUACAACCACACGGAGAUGUACAGAGGAAACCGCUGCAGCGACAUGCAGAGCUUCAGCAGCGGCAUCACCAACGGCUAUCAGUGGUAUCCUCUACAGGGAGGAAUGCAGGACUACAACUAUGUGUGGGCUCAGUGUUUGGAGCUGACCCUGGAGAUCUCGUGCUGCAAGUUUCCUCCAGAGGAGGAGCUUCCUGCACUAUGGGAGGCCAACAGAGUUGCGCUUCUGGCCUAUAUGCAGCAAGUCCAUCUAGGACUGAAAGGUGUGGUUAUGGAUUCUUCAGGGAAGUUGAUUCCUCAUGCUGUAGUGGAGGUGUUGGGAAGAGACAACAUUUGCUGUUUUGAAAGUGAUGUGAAUGGAGAAUACUUCAGAUUGUUGUUGCCUGGAAAGUACAUGUUGAGAGUCACGUCUCCAGGAUACAAGACCCUCUCUCAGAACGUUGAUGUGCCCUAUGGUCCAGACCGCUUCUCUGCCCUCACACACAACUUCAUCCUCCAACGCAGUGAUGGCAACUCAGACUCCAGCACACCAGCUCAGUCCUCCUGCAGCAGCUGUCGAUCACCUGUAAAAGACACACACAACAGUGCCACCCAGCUGACCAAUGCACUCACUGCACUAUUCCUACAAACACUACUGCUGAUGAAGCUAGACUGAAACAAACAGAUCUGCUCGUAUUUCAACAAUUCUGUUUUUUUACACUUCACACAAAACAACACCAUUUCAUACCUACCAUGAUGGUGGUGGUGGUGGUGGUGGUGAUGAUGAUGAUGAUGAUGAACCACACAAAUAGCCUGCAACACUGCUAACAAAGACAAACAACAUUUCAAUGCAUUAAGCACAACGUUUCGAAUGCCUAUUUCCAACAUUUGAUUAACACUCCAUCACUUUUCCUGUUUUGUGGAUAUUAACAAUGUUCAUUUGGAGCUGCUUUUUCUACCUCACUUACUUUCUAAUAUGAAUCAUCAAAACUAGCAGUGCCUUUAAUAAACAGCAUUUUCCUAUCA
Molecule: messenger RNA, 1928 nt
Organism: Danio aesculapii
Lineage: Eukaryota; Metazoa; Chordata; Actinopteri; Cypriniformes; Danionidae
Gene: cpm
Product: carboxypeptidase M
Exons: 9
Coding region: 127-1578 (483 amino acids)
Biological process (GO): proteolysis
Cellular component (GO): cell surface
Molecular function (GO): metallocarboxypeptidase activity; zinc ion binding
Source: RefSeq, a predicted model, not a curated record